UCCAGGUCCCCUGCUCGGGAGGUAAAGCCCUGGGCCCCUGCCCGCCGUCCGGAAGUCUCCAGCUCCAACAGCCCCAGGCUCAAGCUACACCUUCCGCUUACAAAACCAUGGCCGGCUCCUCCAGGCACACCAGCCCUAAAAGGGCUGGCCGCACUUCCUUCUCCUCCACACAGACCUCGGCUGCUUCCAAAAUAUCAUCCUACACUGCAUCUAAAGAUAAUGUUGCCGUUAUCGACAACGAAACAUCAUCCACAACCACUGACCUCACCGCCGUCCCCGGCAGCAACAUCAAGACCCAGUGGCUCCCGCACGUCACCCAUCCGGGCAGCAGGCUCCAUGGAAACCGCAAGCUUGCCAGCAAGAGCUUCGGGGAUCUGCAAGUGCUUAACAUCGCCUCGCACAUCGCCCCGACCCCGAAGCGGCGAACUGGCACCAACGCCCCUGGAGAUGCCCCCAUCGAGAGGCUCCCGGCCGAGUUGUUAACCGCCAUUAUUAACCUGCUCGUGCUGGACAUCCUGCCCAGUGGGCUGGAGAGGCGCAAUAUCGACCUUAUAUCGCUGCUCCUAUUGUCCAAAACGAUGCACACAGCGACCCUUGGUUCUCUCUACAAUAGAGUCAUGAUUCCCCACUCGAGGACUUUCGCAAAGUUCCUCGCUCAAGUGAACCGUCACCGCUCGCUGGGCACCAUCGUGCGCCGGCUCGAUUUCUCGCAUUUCAACCCAUCAACCCUCUUUUUAACGGCAUCGGAGCGAUCUCAGGCACGGAAUCUCACGUCCGAGACGUUACUGCAGUGCUUGGUGCUCACGCCGCACCUGCAGGAGUUCCUGGCGCAGGAGUAUAUCGACGACGACCUCGACGCGGCCGUGCUGCGGAAGCUCCUAUUCGGGCUCGAGCGGCUGCAGGCGCUUGACUUUUGCGGCUGCUCGUCGGCCAACUUCAAGACGGCGUUCGCCGAGGUGGCCGCCGAAACUGACGACUGGCGGGCCGAGCUGACCAUUAAGCGCUUGUCGCUCCACAAGUGCAUAACGCUUCCCGUAACUGUGUUGGACGCGCUGAUGCCGCGGCUAACCCAGCUAACGCACCUGGACGUGGCGGGCACGCGCAUUACGGACAACGCGCUUUGGAGCAUCCCCAAAACGGCGCGGCUUACGCACCUAAACCUAUCCAAGUGCAAGCUGCUCUCGGCCCCGAAGGUGAUUGAGUUCCUCCGCACGCACCCGGCGGUGGCCCCGGACAGCCUCCAGUUUUUAAGCUUGGCGACGGACGCGCGCAGCCACGAGCUCCUCAAUGAGGAUUACCUGACGGAGCUGAUCCCGGUCCUGCCGAAAACGCUUAAGUCACUAAAUCUUAAAGGCAGCAAAAUGAACCCGUCGCAUAUCGACCUGCUGCUUCCGCUGACCAAGCACUUGGAGGAGCUCUCACUAGGCCGGUCGCUGAUGUUGCGGGACGUGCAGCGACUUUUCCUGCCCGAAGCGAGCGCUCGGCCCGGCGGUGAGGGGUAUGUGUACACGGACGCCGAGGUGGCCGCGCAGCUGUCGUGGGUGCCGCAUACGGUGCGGUGCUUAGACCUAUCGGACAUGUGGGGCGGUGAGCUAGACACGCCCACGCUUUUCAACGAUUCGUUAUUGCUUCGCUCGUUGACGGAGCCUUUGGAGGCCGUCGAAUUCUCGCCGGGCGUGUUUAAAAAGGUGCGCAAGUCGACGGGCGCGCUGGCCCGAUACCGGUGGCGGGUUUCGGAGAUCGACGCCCGGUCUUGGCUAGUUCGUAAGGGCGGCGACAACGAGAACGAUAGCGGCGCGCGGCACUGGAAGAUGGGAACGCGCUGCUGGGGCAUGCGCAAGGUGCCCGUUGCCAAGGCCGAGGUCGGGGGAAUGUACAGGUCGUACAUGUUUGGGCGGACCAUCUAA
This is a messenger RNA of Gaeumannomyces tritici R3-111a-1, 1907 nucleotides long. RefSeq lists its product as hypothetical. Bases 108 to 1907 code for a protein of 599 amino acids. NCBI's taxonomy places the organism in Eukaryota, Fungi, Ascomycota, Sordariomycetes, Magnaporthales, Magnaporthaceae. The record is from RefSeq and is a predicted model, not a curated record. The transcript is spliced from 2 exons.